AAGCUUGGAGAAGUUUACAUUCAUUCCCAUUCAUAGUAAUCAUAGCAUUCAAUGCCCUAAAUUUACUAUGUGAAUCAAAAUCCCCUAAAAAUUAUUAACAUGGCCUUGGAUUCCCUUAAUGAAGAGAAAGCAGAUCCACAAUGGAGCUCGCUUCAACAAAAGUUUCCCUCGAACAAUGGCAAUGAAUAUCGCGAGGAAAUACCAGAUCGCCUGUGGUCUCUGUGGGGUAGUCCACUUUACGAUUCCGAGCCAAAAACUGAAACUGACUGCCCAUUGCCAAAUUCAGCAACUGUUCCGCCUGGUCGUUUGCUAGCCCGCUGUGUGGUUGCCUGCUGUGUCAGUAACAUUGUCUCCCUGGACGAAUGGAAUUCCCAGCUGUUGGAUCGCAUUAUGCUCUAUGGCAGUCAAUACCAUGAUAUCAGUUGCUCGGCACUGCAACGGGAUAAGGGCGAGGCUGAGCUAUCAUUGGAAAAUCUAUAUACAGCCUGUAUUUUGGACAAGUGUGCAUUUUGGGUCUACACCGAGAAGGUUUUGUGUGGCAAAUUGUAUAGCAAACGCAAGAGUCUUGGAUCUGCCCUCUCAGCUUUCUUCAAUCAACAUCAACGAACGGGCAUUGUGCAGCUUAAAGAUCGCACUUUGGCCUUUGGCUUUAUGCCGGAGUGUUCGUCGAGAGGGGCAUACUUUAUGUUCAAUUGUCAGGGCAAAGAUCAUGGCACACAAGGUGCACCGUAUUUACUUCGAAUGCGACAAUUGCAAAAACUUUUGCAUUGCCUUCUCGUAGCCCUUAAUGAGCGUGGUCGAAAUGUGGACUUUAAAAUAUAUAAAGUCUGGUGUGUACCAAGAAGUUAAAGAGUUAAUAAAUUUAUUAAAGGGAAAAGCAAAAGAAA
Messenger RNA from Drosophila willistoni, 887 nucleotides. RefSeq lists its product as uncharacterized. The record is from RefSeq and is a predicted model, not a curated record. The transcript has a single exon. Lineage: Eukaryota; Metazoa; Arthropoda; Insecta; Diptera; Drosophilidae. Bases 100 to 849 code for a protein of 249 amino acids.